Molecule: messenger RNA, 2058 nt
Organism: Hirsutella rhossiliensis
Lineage: Eukaryota; Fungi; Ascomycota; Sordariomycetes; Hypocreales; Ophiocordycipitaceae
Exons: 6
Coding region: 1-2058 (685 amino acids)
Source: RefSeq, a predicted model, not a curated record
AUGAGCAUCGUUGACUUGUGGAAACUGGCAUCCGAUGUCGUUACGCCCUCGGACCUGUUCACUAGCCUCUUCUCCGUCUUCGAUAAAGCCGGUUAUAGGGUCAGCAGCGGGCCAGACACGGGGCAAUACCAGUAUCUGUCUUACAUCCGCAAGAUUAACGGCUCCGGUAUGGCGCUCGCAGGCGUCGAAGACACUGCCGUCUUUAGCAUCGUCGUCGCUAACCGGUUAGGCCCGUUGGAUAACGUUACACCGAUAACCUUGUGCGCUUAUCUAGUAUCUAUCGAGGGCGUCGAGGCCAUAGACGCCUUUGAGCAACUGGGCCGCACUCUGAACGUGCUACGAGCCCCAGAGGCCAUUGUCGCCCCUUUGCUGACGUCGGGCGACAAGAUGAAGCAGCUCGUUGCCCGCCGCCUCGACGAUGGCUACAUAAUCGUCGGUCGCACUAUGGCCCUGGGCGACGAAGCCUUUACCGCCGCGCUGGGCCGCCUGAGGAGCGCCAUACACCGGCCCGCCUCCGACUCGGCCAAGCUGCAGACACUUAUGGACAUUGAUGAUAUGGCCUUUCGCACCAGGGGAGAGCUGCUCGGCGACCUCAGCGGCAUAGUCCCUGCCUACGGCUUCUACCUACGCUCCGAUCUCGUCACCAUAUUUCCGGACCUACGAGUCGAGGUUUUGGCCGAUGACUCCGCCCUUCGUAGCGCCGGUGAGGAUCCUCCGGCCGGUGCUCCGUUGCUGCGCCACGACAUUGUGACCGACGGCGUCAUGAUGGCCUUUAUGGAUCGUGUGCCUGGGUCUUCCCAAUUUGCUAGUCUCGUCUUGACACAGCCGUCUCACCAACAGCGUUUUGCCGUCGCUCGGGGACUCGACACCACGGAGGUCAAGGUCGACAUCCGGCGGCACUAUACAGUCGACCAGACAACCCGGGAGAAGGACAAGGACAGGCACGACGCCCUCGAGCAAGUCAUUUACCAUCCCAAGGGCGACGGAUCGUCGGACAACAUCUUCAUAUGGGACUCCCAGCCCGGCGAGGGACUCAACGACCUACGCAUGCUGCGGCUGCCUCGCUUUGCCGACGUCCAGCUCAAGGUGUUGCAAGACAAAAUGGGAAGCUAUGAUGACGGCGUGCCGUACUUUGACGGCGAUGCUACCACGUCGGCACUAUGUGGCAUGCAGCUCAACGAUCCCAUAUAUAACCUCACCAUCGAUCUCCAGGCCCAUGCACCAACCUCGAGCAGCCUCACUAGCCUGGGGCGACCUGGUGGUGGUCUCGUGUCAAGAGACAUCGCCGCUGCUGAACGUGAGGGCGAUGGUCGCACUCCUUCCGCCCCAGCCCAAGGCAAGACGGACGACGAGGAUGUUGAGAAGGCAACAUUCCAGCGUCAUGAAAACUACAGUCCAACCCAGACAGCCAUUUCAAGCCAUCUUACUCCUCACGUGCGCGCACUUCCAGCCUGCACCGAAGCCGCCCUCGACACUCCCGAAGUUAUCGUUUCCAGAGGCACGACAAGCGCAAGCGUCCAGGACGAUUCCGACCUCCAGCCUCAGGGGUCGGAGCCGGCCUCGUCUCCCAGGUACCUCGUGCGUGUUGGCAGCAACGAAAUCGGCAGUGGGGACCAUAUCACGCUGAAAAUAUCAAAUAUAGCCCAGGACCUCAUCUUCUCGGUCGUCUUGAGGCAGAGCGAGGUCAAUCAGUACUUGCUGAUGGAGGUAGCCAUACAGAUCGAGCUGGGUAACAGCGCCUACGGCCCACGCCCCUUUCUGAUGCGAAACUACGCGGGCCCCGAAACGCACAUGCUGAUCAACCUGCGCUUCAACGUCCUGCCUACAAAUGUUGUCGACGGCAACGGCCGGAACCUGCUCCGCCUGCGGUUUCUUCCACGUGCCGCAAAGGGCUGGGUCAACGUGACCGCAGUCCGGGAGUUGAGCUUCCUGCUUGGACUGGCAAGCAUCAACGAGCCCAGUAAGCGCGAUCAAGAGUUUCGAGUCCAGUCAUGGGCGGACCAUUGCCGGAAUCCCGACCAGCCCAUGGGGACGGUAAACACUCGCAGAAUCACUUAA